This is a messenger RNA of Triplophysa rosa, 2368 nucleotides long. Its product is annotated as bone morphogenetic protein receptor type-1B-like. Gene Ontology annotation, cellular component: membrane. Bases 833 to 1429 code for a protein of 198 amino acids. Gene Ontology annotation, molecular function: transmembrane receptor protein serine/threonine kinase activity. Lineage: Eukaryota; Metazoa; Chordata; Actinopteri; Cypriniformes; Nemacheilidae. The transcript has a single exon. The record is from RefSeq and is a predicted model, not a curated record.
UUUCUCAGCAAUUUCCUUGCUGACUGUUAUGCUUAUUGCUCCUUGGGAGUCUGUUAGUGUUAUUAUCACAUUCUCCAUCUUGUUGCAAUUGUUAGCUUUGUGGAUGGCUUUUAUAAUUAAAGCCAUAAUGGGAAAUGAUCACACACUAAAGGAACAUUGUUAUCCAUAAUUAUGGGUAAACCACUUUGAAUUAGAAAUGCCAUAACUAAUCAACCUAAGGAUGUUAAGCCUAUUUAAAACAUGUUGGUCAAAAAACAUUUUGUUGCUUUAACAUUAUUCGAAAUAUCUUCCUAUGUAUUCGAAUUGAUAAAAGUUUGGAACAACCUGAGGGUGAGUAAAUGGUGACAGAACAUUUUCAUCAGUCUGUAAAAAAAUAUGAAUACUAUAAAUAAAAUAGCGAGAAUGUGUCUGUGUGUUUUUACUCCACUUCUGGUAUAAUUCACACACGCUGUCAAUACUCCGAUGCACCACACAAAGAUCAGGCAAAAUGGUAAAAUAUAAGACAAAUGCAUGUGUGCAUGCAGCAUUUGUUUUGAUGGAUUGGCUUAUUAAUUUCAUGGAACAAUGUUGUAUGAAUAUUACAAUGUACAAAAUUUACAACAACAGCAUAAAAUACAAUAAAUUAAAAAUGACAAGAAAUAGGACUUAAACAAGAAAUAAUUAAAACGAAACAAAUAAAAUAAAGCACAUGCACUAAUUAGGCUACUUAUUUAAAAACAUCCCUUCAUAAUAUAUGAUUUUACCUAGGUGUUUUCAUUGUCACAUAUGAAUAAAAAUAUAUAAACUACUAUAAAUUGUAAACUUCUUAAAAAACACCGGACAUUCUUAGCCAAUGAGCAUUAAGCUGUGUCGUCAGCAAGUCGUUUCCCAUCAUGCUUUUGAUCAGCGCAGUCGGUGGAUAGCAAUUGCGCCGCAAUUGCUGUCUCAACAAAUCGUGUUUCCGGGCGGAUCGGGUAGCGACACGUGGAGAACUAAAUCGAGGAAGGUUGGCAAUAUGGCCGGGCUGAACAUAUUCGUGCUGUGUUUAAUGUCAGCAAACGUGUUGAACAGCAUGUUACGGAGGAAUUCUGGGAAGGGGACAGUGGGCAGUAGGAAGGACAGCAGUGGCAGCACAGCACCUGUGAUUCCAGAGGAAAUGUUAUCGUGUCACUGCAAUCAAUGUCCUGAAGACUCCAUCAAUAACACCUGCAGGACGGACGGUUACUGCUUCUCUAUGGUGGAGCAAGAGGAAGGCAAAUCUCCGGUCAUCACUUUCGGCUGUCUAUCAUCUGUGGGGUCAGAGUUUCAGUGUAUGGACACAGGAAACGCUCGUCUGAGGAGAAUCAUGGAGUGUUGCAAAGAUCAGGAUUACUGUAACCGAGACCUCCGUCCCACACUGCCUCGAGAGAACCGAUCCUCCCUCUUGCCUCUCCUUCCUUCCCUCCAUUAGAUCCUUCCUCAACCACCACCAUUCCCCCCACCACCCCUGUCCGCCUCCUAACCGCAGACAUCUCUGCCACCGGGCCCGGUAAUAAGCAACGAGCGCUCAUCACCUCUCCUACCGGACGUUCUGCGGCGACUACUAAAUGAAGCACAGCAAGUCUACAACAAAGGCAGGCCAGAUACAAAGCCCAAAUCCAACCAGGAUAAUGGCACCAUCUACCCAGACAAGGAUCAAGAAGAAUGGGGAAAUUUCAACAGAGAGAAAUGAUGUGAUUUUUGUACAUUUGUACUAACUAAUGUACAAAAAACACAACAUUUUGUACACUAAUCAUAAGUUCACUGUUCAAGUUUGUUCGAAGGAUGUUUUGGGACCAUGAGGCAGUGUGUUUACAUGUCGAUAAGAGUUUUAGCUUAGCGCUAAGAGUUUCUACGAGUCACGUAAACUAAGAGGAGAUGGUCAGUAAAAAAGAUACGAUUUAUGUAUAACAAGCUGUGCAGGUUUGAGUUCAGGUGCGAUUUAAAUAAUUAACAUAUAAAUCUCCUCUAUUGAGGUGCACAGUAAAGGUCCAAUGUGAUCUUUAAAAAAAUAUGAUUUAAUAAAAAAAAGAUAUUUAAUUGAAAAAAAGAAUCCGAUACAGCUGCCUAUCGGAUUCAGCAUGACAUCAGAGCAAGGUGGACGUAACUCGGACACAUUUCUAACCGGCAUGCAUCUUGCGCUGAUCACCGGUGAUCGAAUCUGCGCAGAAUUUGGCCAUCUUAAACAAGCCUAAGGUGAUAGGUCAGCUGUGAUUCUGAGAAAGCAUUGGUUCUCGUGUAUCUUGUGACCCAUUGCGUCAUUACGUCUGCAUUAAAUGUAAAGUCUUGAUAGGCUUGUUCGACUUGAUGCAGCGCUGCAAGAUCCGACAGGCAGAAGACAGCAAAGUACCGCGAGAGUGAUGCGAAAGAU